Messenger RNA from Episyrphus balteatus (marmalade hoverfly), 1797 nucleotides. RefSeq lists its product as uncharacterized. The transcript has a single exon. The coding region runs from base 1 to 1797 and encodes 598 amino acids. NCBI's taxonomy places the organism in Eukaryota, Metazoa, Arthropoda, Insecta, Diptera, Syrphidae. The record is from RefSeq and is a predicted model, not a curated record.
AUGAAUUUUCCUACAACAAGUUGUGUUUUACUGGCAGUGUUUUCUGCUGAAUUUCUUACAACACAAGCUGAAUUCUACUCAAAAUUUUUGGAUUUCAUCGAAAAUAUCAAAAAUUUGGAGAAAUUUGAUAGUAUUCUUUUUCUGAAAUCAUCUGAGGAAACUUAUUUUGAUGAAAAGUUGAUAGAAGAAGUUGGUAUUCCAGUAAUUCUUGCAACUGAAAAUUCUUCAUUUUACUUGAAACAAAAUUUCAAUGAAAAUCUUCUAACAAUAAUUCAAUUUGAUGAAGAGAGUGCUGCUGCGGAAGAACUUCUUCAACGACUUUCAGAAAUUCUUCAACAUCUUCGAUUUUGUAAGACAAUUUUCAUGCUAAAGAGUUUUUUAAGAAAUGAUGUGGUACUCAAGAGACUAUUCAAUUUCUGCUGGCAGAAUAGAAUGAUCAAUGUUGUAGCAGUUUUUCAAAAUUUCGGAACUUCUUCGAUUUUUUAUAGCUACAGUAAUUUCGGAAUGUUCAAAAUUGAAGAAUUCACUUGGAGCAAGGAAGAUUCUGUUGAUGUUUUUCCAGAUCGAAUGCGAGAUCUUCAUAGAAUAACAUUACCAAUUCUUUUCGGAGGAUCAGAACCAGGAGUGAUACUUUCAGGAAACGUUAAUAGUAGUAAAAUAGCUGGUGGUUUGAUUUGGCAUUUCUUCCACGCUUUUGCUAAGAGACAUAAUGCCAAAUUGAACAGGUCAAGUGUUAGCACUACCUUAUCCUCAAAUCAAAUGCAUCGUCUUGUGUUUAAUGAAACAAUCGAAAUAGCAGGUGCUAGUAUGAUAGUGGUGCAGUAUCCAAUUGAAUGGUAUUCUUAUCCUUACCAAAUGUACGAUGUAAGUGUUAUUCUACCUUUGGAGCCAAGCAUUCCAAUUUAUAAGGUCUUUGCAUAUGUAUUUCAUGGGGAAGCAUUUGGUUUACUUUUAGUGGUACUCAUAUCGCUAUCUAUUUCACUUGCAACAGCUGCUAAAUUCACAGGAUCAAGUCGAAAAUUACGUGAUUUUUUGUUCAACAUCGAUCCAUUUCGUGGAAUGUUAGGACAGUCAAUAACUGAAGAACCAACAGCUCGUUUGAGUCUCAAAAUCUUAUACUCUCUGAUAUUUAUGCUUGGAAUCAUAAUGGUAACUUCAUACGAUGCAUUUCUUCAGUCUUUCAUGACCGAACCACCAAAGGAGAAAUUCAUAGAAACCUUUGAGGAUCUUCAACAUUCUGGUUUAAAAAUUCUCGCCUACAAAGCUGAUUUGGACACUUUAAUGUACAAAAUUCGACCAGAUUUUAUGAAAAUCUAUUCGAAUUUAUUUCAAGUCGAAACUGAUUUUGAAAUUCUUACAAAAACUCGAGAUUCUCUAAAUACUAAAUAUGCAUUUACAUCAAGUACAGCUAAAUGGAAUGUUUAUGAUAAUCAACAAAAAUUUUUUGGUCAACAAUUGUUUCGUUGGUCUGAAACAAUGUUGUUAUUGGAAAAAAAGCUAUCAUCAAUUUCGAUGAAUGAAAAUUCAAUUUAUAUGAAAACUUUGAAUAAUCAUAUUUUGGCAACACAAGCUAGUGGAUUAUUGGAUUUUUGGACAAAGAGGGGAUUUUUUGAAUUGAUGCAAGUUGGAAAGAUUGAAAAGUUAGCUAUAAAAUCGAAGUCGACCUCUGAACCAUUGAAAGUGGGAGAUCUUAGAUGGAUUUUUACAGCUUUGGGAUUUGCAUUAGUGUUUGAUAGUUUUUGUUUUAUUGGAGAAAUUUUUAUUUUUAAAUGGAAACGAAGUACUGUGGUUAUUUAA